Molecule: messenger RNA, 1442 nt
Organism: Hypanus sabinus (Atlantic stingray)
Lineage: Eukaryota; Metazoa; Chordata; Chondrichthyes; Myliobatiformes; Dasyatidae
Product: phospholipid phosphatase 4-like
Exons: 7
Coding region: 230-886 (218 amino acids)
Biological process (GO): phospholipid metabolic process
Molecular function (GO): phosphatidate phosphatase activity
Source: RefSeq, a predicted model, not a curated record
GAAACAGUAAGGUUGCUGCCUGAUGCACCACAAGGUGCAGAAAGGAACAACAAUAAUUCUUUAUACUGCCAUUCAAAGUAUGUACCUCUGACUGCCAAGAACAGAGAAGGAGCCCACACUAUCCAGUUUCACGGAAUUUCUGGACCCUUUCCAACGAGUUAUUCAGCCUGAAGAGAUUUGGCUGUACAAGAAUCCCAUUGUGCAGUCAGAUCACAUACCUACUCGGAUAAUGUUUGCCAUUUCAUUCCUCACGCCUCUGGCCGUGAUCUUUGUGGUCAAAAUAAUUCAACGGACAGAUAAAACAGAGAUUAAAGAGGCCUGUUUAGCUGUCUCUCUGGCCCUUGCCCUGAACGGAAUCUUCACCAACACAAUUAAGCUAAUAGUGGGAAGACCUCGUCCUGAUUUCUUUAACCGUUGUUUUCCUGACGGGGUGAUGAACCCUGAAAUGCACUGCACAGGUGACCCGGAUGUAGUUUCAGAAGGCAGGAAGAGCUUCCCAAGCAGCCAUUCCUCCUUUGCUUUUUCAGGUCUGGGAUUCACCACCUUCUACUUAGCUGGGAAGUUACACUGCUUCACCAAUAUUGGCCAAGGGAAGAGCUGGAGACUGUGUGCUGCCAUCCUUCCUCUAUACUGUGCAGUGAUGAUCGCCUUGUCACGGACCUGUGAUUACAAGCAUCAUUGGCAAGAUGCACUGGUCGGUGCCUUGAUUGGCAUUAUCUUUGCCUACCUUGCCUACAGACAACAUUAUCCAUCACUGUGUCACACCGAAUGCCACAAACCGCACGUCUGUCUUGCGGUUCAGGUGUCGGCUGAUCAGGAAGAAGCGUCCACUCCAGAGAAAGCUACCAGCCUGGCUUUAGAGGGAAUAAACGAAGGUCCCGUAUGACAAGCACACUUUGUUCAUGGACAAUUACCCCUUCAUACAUUCCAUAUAAUUCAAAACAAAAUGUACAUAAAAUUCAUUCCAUGACAUUCUUGUGUACUUUUGUCCACAUGUCCUAUGGAAAGCAAAAUGAUUAACAAAUUAUUUUGCUUUCAAAGUGAUGGCAUAUAUUGAUGUCACCUGAUAAAAGAAUUUCAUUUUAUAACAGUCACAGACACUGAACAUAAUAUAAAUGGCAAUGUCCUUUAAAUACACAAGAAAUUUUAAAAAAUUAAAUGAAAGUUAAUUACAAAGUAAAACUAAAGCAACAGUAACAUCAUUUGCAAAAUACUGAGAGACAAUUAUAUGACAGUAUAAAAAGAUCAUGGAUAAAUUUUUGAUUAAUAUGUAAUUAAAAACUGAUGAAUGCUGAGAAAUUAAUAUUGUGAAACAAUUAUACAGGUUGCAGUGAGGAUGUAAUUUUCAAUGCCAAGGAAUGACAUUCAAGGAGGAUUUGAAUAAGUGUAUUGAAAUUUCAUUUUUCUAGGCUCAACUUAUGUGACAUUAUUCAUUAAAACUA